GGGGGUUUUGGUGAUGUCAGAUUAUUCUAUUUUUCAGACUAUUGCACAUUCUUUUUACUAAUACCUCAAAAGUCUUAAUUUACUUCUUUAAAAAUGUUUCACGGAACAAUAAAUUGUCCAAUUUGGAAGGACGUCUGGGAACUGAUGCCCCGGUGAGUGGUAAUGGAACACGAAAACAGUGAUCUCUGAAUGGAAAGAUAAAAGGGUAAAGGUCCACCUGGUGAGGCAGAUGCUGAAUCAUCAGGAUUUCUGAAUAGUUGGAUAGUGGAUCAUCAUAAGUUUUAACUGUAUUUGUUUCACAGUCUGCUACAUGAGCCCUUGGCUAUCUCUGAAACAGUUACAGUCCUUAUGCUCUUAAUUAUUGUGCUAGAAUUCAGAUGUUUAGUUUACGUGCAACUUGUCAGUCAGAUAAUAUUUUAACUAAAAUCAUCAUUUCAUCAUUCUUGUUUCAGAAAUGAGAUCUGAAGCGUUCCAUCCUCCCUCCAUGGCUAAUCACUGGCCUGCAUUUUUUUUUUAGAAUGUUCUGAUGUUAGUUUCAGUCAUAUUUUGCUGCCUUUUAUAUCUGGAGGAAGUAAUUCAGAUAAAAACUCUUGCAUCAGAAAUUCAGAAGCAAACUGGAAAUAGUGUUUGACUGUUUUGGGCUGUUACUCCAUUAUGUUUAGGUCUUGGUAGUGCUUGCUGUGCCCAGGCCAAGAUAAAGCUCUGCUUCCGUCUGCUGCUGCAGACUCAGGAAAUCACCGGAUGAUUUUAAUGAUUUUUAAAGUGUGGCUAUUAUAUAACUUUGCAGUGAUAAUGCAAACCCAAAAAAUGUGAUUCCAUCUCAUUUUACAUUUCUGCUGUUACCAUGUUAUACUACCUUUCGAAAUACUGCUCUUUGCAAACCUCUUGAAAUUUAACUUAUUACAGGGACUUUUUGAUAAUGAAUAAUAAGUAGUUAGCACUCAAUUUGUAAAAGGCAUCAGAAGUGCUUGCUUCAUUGUAUAUAUGUUCUGUUGAAUUGGGACUAGAUGAUCUAUUUUUCUUAAAAGUACUGAAUAGUACCUUGUCCUUUUGAAAUCAGAAUAACUUUCCCCUGUGUGCAACUUUUUUUUAUUCCUGCUUUCCUGAUUUUGCGAGAAGCAUGCAGACCAUUUUUGGGAGUCUUAAUUUUUACAAAAAUGUUUGCUGAUUGAUAUUUCCUGUCUGUUAAUGUUCUUUAAUCCUUGUGUUUAUUAUUUUAAUUUUACAGACUUUUUAUUUUAUCUUUUCCAAGUAUUUUUCUUCAUUUCUAUUGUAAUUUUAUUAAUAAAUGAACUUCUGUAUGUUUCCAGACUUUAAAAAAAAAGCUCCAAUAAUGUUGCGGUUAGAGUAUUAAAGUAACACUAUUACAACAGCAGCGACCUGAAUCAAUCUCAUUGCUGCCUUUAAGGUAUUUGUACAUUCUCCUUGUGACUGCUUGGGUUUCUCUCCAUGGAUUUCCCCCAUAUUCCAACGUCAGUGGAAGGGUUGGUAGGUUAAUUUGUCAUGUGGGUGUAAUGGGUGGUGUGGAUAAUUGUGCCAGAAAGGCCUGUUACUGUGCUGUAUCUCUUUUUAAAAAAAAAUUGUAUUACAUUUGUUGCUGCAAUUCCUAUUGCAGACAAUUGGUCUUACAGUGAUAUAAAUUUAAAUACAGGUUUCCCCCGCUAUUUGAAGGUAGAGUGUUCCUGUGAAACCAUUUGUAAGCUGAAAUGUCAUAAAGCGAAGAAGCAAUUUCCAUUAAUUUAUAUGGGAAAAAUUUUUGAGUGUUUCCAGACCCACAAAAUAACCUACCAAAUUAUACCAAAUAACACAUAAAACCUAAAAUAACACUAACAUAUAGUGAAAGCAGGAAUAAUAUGAUAAAUAUACAACUAUAUAAAGUAGAAAUAUUGUAUGUACGGUGUAGUUUCACUUAGCAGAUCGGGAAGAUAGCGAGCCAAAAUCGAUUUGGAGAAAAAAAAUCGGCAGUACACGCAUGUGCACGUUCACGCAUACAUAUGCACAUGCAUACGCACGUACACGCAUGUGCACACAACUGCCCGCACAAGGUUUCACGGUCAUGGUAGUCUUUCUCAGGGUAAACACACGUAUAAAAGCGGGCUUCUUUUUUUUGUAAAAGUGAAAAUCCUCUUUGGUUAGCGAAAACAGGGACUAAUGUAGGCCUUUCAUAACAGCGAGCUGUCAUAAAGCGAAUGUUCGAAAAUCGGGGGCCAGCUGUAAUGUUUUAAGUGCAUGAUUUGACUGUAGUUCUCUAUAAAGAGGAUAGAUUCAUUAUUAGUACUUUUUCAUAAUUUUUCAGCUGCAGCAUCUUGCACUUUCUCUGAAUACAAUCCAUAUGGGAGGAUGUAUGAACUGAACAUGAAAUGAUGACUUUAAGCAGAGGAUACUAAAAGUAUGUUUAUGUGGAUGGCUUUUAGGGAAUCCUCUGGAGUUUGAGGGAAAGGCAGCAAAGAGCAAAAGUUUUGGAAGAAAAUUCCAAAUUGAAGGUUGGAAGAGCCACACAGUUGAUGGACUGAAGUAAAACAAGAUGAUUUUGACUGGGGAAAGUACCUGAUGGAAGGUGAAGAAAUUGAUAUUGGUCCUUAUCCAGAUACUCCCGAGUGGUCUGAAGAAGAAAGUGAAGAAGAGCUCCAAGAGUCCUUGAGUAGGGAGGAUUCGGGUAUUCAGGUUGACAAAACACCGCCAGAAGAGCAAGCACACAUUAAGAACACAGGGCCCCAUAUCUCUUUAAAAGCCAAAGAAUCAGAAGUACAGUUGUGGCUGGAUCAGCAUGUGGUCACCCAGUAUUGGACAAGCAAACCAUCGAAAUUUAGUCACAGUUUUCAUCUACAUUCCAAUUUAGCAGCUGUCUGGGAGCAGCAUUUAUACAAUUCUGAUCCGCUAUAUUAUUCAGAUGAUCGAAAAUUUGUUACAGAAGCCCAAGUUAUACGAGAAACAUUGUGGUUGCUGUCAGGAGUUAAUAAACUUUUCCUGUACACGGUGCAUGAUGGGAAAAUAUCAGUAAGAAAUGAUGUCAUGGUUGCUCACCUAACCCAGAAUUGUCUAAGAGCAGUAUUGGAACAGAUAGCAGCUUAUGGACAAGUUGUUUUCAGGCUACAGAAAUUCAUGGAUGAAGUUAUUGGAAACAGCACUGAAAGCUGUUCACUUGGAGCUAUUCCUACAUCAAGAAAGUUUACUGAGCCACCCUUCCGAACAUAUCAAUCUUUUGUCUGGGCCCUGUAUAAAUAUUUCAUCAACUUCAAAGAAGAGCUUGUCAGCAUUGAAAAGUGCAUGAUUACUAAAGAUGAGACUGUUACCCUGGCAGCAGUGCUUGAGAAACUGGCUCCUCGAUUGUCACAACUUAAGAUGCUUCAAAGGGUAUUCAGCACAGGAGUAGCAGAGGUUCCACCCGAUACUCCAAAUGUAAUAAGAGCUUCCCAUUUACUGAAUACACUGUAUAAAGCUAUUAUUGAAUAUGACAGUGUAGGAGAAGCUGCUGAACGGACGGUGUCUCUUCUCUUCUCUUUGUGGGUCGAAACUGUAAGGCCCUAUCUUGAAAUUGUGGAUGAGUGGAUAGUCCAUGGAAAUCUGUCUGACCCUGCAAAAGAAUUCAUUAUCCAGAGAAACAAAGAUGUCCCAGUGAAUCAUAGAGAUUUCUGGCAUUCUACUUGUACGUUGUUCAGUGUGUCUGAAAAGACUGGAAUGAAUGAAAAUACAAAUGAUGGCGCAGGCAGCAGUGGCACCAUUGAUCAAGGAAAUUCCAGUAAGCAACACACAAUGGUCUCUUUCCUGAAACCAGUGAUCAAACAGAUUAUUAUGGCUGGUAAAUCAAUGCAGCUGCUCAAGAACCUGGAAAGUAAGGACAACCAAGGCCUCCCAAUGGAAAACACUCACCGAGAUGCUGAAAGAAAAAGUUUGUAUGCGCUGUUCCUGGAGUCACUUCAGUCCUGCCUUCGUUAUGGGGAGGGUGCUGAAUCUUGUGAACGCACAGUUCCAGAGCAACAAGCCACGAAAGAAAGCUUGAUCAAGGUGCAGUCUAUAGUUGCUCGGCACCUUGAACUUGAUGAUGUUCAUGAUCCUUUAUUAGCAAUAACGUUUGCAAGGUUAUACAUGGAACAAAAUGAUUUCCAUGAAAGAUUCAGCAGUGGCGAUGUCAAUGUGGAUAGGUCCUCAGAAUCAGUGACCUGCCAGGCAUUUGAGCUCACGCUUCGCUCAUGUUUGUAUCCUCACAUAGAGAAACGGUACCUGGAAUGUUGCGGAAAAUUAAUGCAAACUCUGAAGACAGAUUACAAGCUUGUGGAAUAUCUUCAAGCCAUGAGAAAUUUCUUCCUCUUGGAAGCUGGAGAGACCAUGUAUGACUUCUAUGUAGCUAUUUUUGAUAAAGUAAAGGAGAAAGAAUCCUGGCAACACUUGUCAUUUUUAAACGCCCGGUUACAAGAGGCAGUUGGACAACGCUAUCCUGAAGAUAGCUCUCGGCUGUCCAUUUAUUUAGAAAAUGUUGACAUCGGCAAAAAGAGACUUCCUGUGCAUUCUAUUGAUGGUCUCACAUUGAGUUACAAGGUACCUUGGCCUGUUGAUAUUGUUAUCAGCUCAGAAUACCAGAAGAUUUAUAAUCAAGUGUUUAUACUUCUGUUGCAAAUUAAAUGGGCCAAAUACAGUCUUGAUGUUCUGAGGUUUGAUGAAUGUGAUGAAGCUUAUGAUAAAGCACAAGCGACUCUUAUUAAGGAUUCCAGUUGGUCAUUUCAAGCACAGAAGACAUCUGUCAGACAGCAAAUUCACAGGAUGUUUCUGCUUAGAGUUAAACUUAUGCAUUUUGUCAACAGCUUACAUAAUUAUAUAAUGACAAGGAUAUUACAUAGUACAGGUCUGGAAUUUCAGCACCAAAUUGAGGAAGCUAAAGAUCUGGACCAACUGAUAAAAAUUCAUUACAGAUAUUUAUCUACAAUUUAUGAUCGUUGUUUACUGCGGGAAAAAAUAAGCUUUGUGAAGGAGGCAAUCAUGAAGGUUCUGAAUUUGGUUCUAAUGUUUGCAGAUCGCUGGCAAACUAGCUUAGGAGCUUCAAAGAUUGAAUCUAUUGAAAAAAUGGAAUCUGACUUCAAAAACUGCCAUAUGUUUCUGGUGACAGUACUCAACAAGGCUGUUUGUAGAGGAUCAUUUCCUCACCUGGAAUCCUUGGCAUCAUCUUUAAUGGCAGGAAUGGAACAAAGUUAAUGGUGGCUAUCAUGAAAAUGCUUCGACAAAGCACUGCAUUGGAAUAUCCUCAUUCCCAUUGCAUGAUACCUAAAGUCAUCAGACUGCUGUGUUGGAACCCUUUUAAAUGAGCUCAUAAAGUUGUACUUGCUACAAUCCUCAGUGGCAGGUGAUUACACAAAAAUACCUUCUAACUGUGAUGCCAUCUAAGAACGGUGGCUGUAGUUAAUAAAUCUUGAUAAGUUUUUUCAAAAGCCAAUCCAAAAUGUAAAAGCAUGUGCUCACAAUUACUAGAUGACUGCUGGUCGGUAUUACGUUAUAUAGUAUCAUCAUAAAUUGAUGCUAACUUUUCAGUCAUUUUCAGUAAUAUUCGUGUAGUCUCAGUGAGACAGGAACCUGUUUAAUAUUCAUUGCAUUGUCUAUAAGUUUAUUCCGAAAUAAAAAUAAUUGUCUAUA
Hypanus sabinus (Atlantic stingray) is the source of this 5622-nucleotide messenger RNA. It is a transcript of the gene tubgcp5, whose product is annotated as tubulin gamma complex component 5. Gene Ontology annotation, cellular component: equatorial microtubule organizing center; gamma-tubulin complex; spindle pole. Lineage: Eukaryota; Metazoa; Chordata; Chondrichthyes; Myliobatiformes; Dasyatidae. The transcript has 20 exons. Gene Ontology annotation, molecular function: microtubule minus-end binding; gamma-tubulin binding. The record is from RefSeq and is a predicted model, not a curated record. Gene Ontology annotation, biological process: microtubule nucleation; spindle assembly; mitotic cell cycle. Bases 2551 to 5187 code for a protein of 878 amino acids.